Auanema sp. JU1783 is the source of this 2004-nucleotide messenger RNA. The record is from the annotation of a GenBank genome assembly. NCBI's taxonomy places the organism in Eukaryota, Metazoa, Nematoda, Chromadorea, Rhabditida, Rhabditidae.
AUGUCGUAUCAAACCAUUGAGAGAGAAAAAGUAUGUGUUGGAGGUGUCGAUUUAGUGAAUCGUCAUCAGUUAUCCAAUUAUCAGGAUAAGGAGCUUCAACGCUUUAUUGAUGCCAAUAAUCAUUUGAUUCAUUGGGUUGAUGAAGAGAAGAUAAAAAAUCAUAAAUUAAAAAAAGACAAUUCACCUUCUAACUAUGCCAAUAAGAGCAGAGCUAUGUCAUCUGAACCAAGUCUUCGCGAUCGGUAUAAUUCAACUGAAAAUCUUGCAAAACACAUGAAGAACUCCUAUGGAGGAGAGGAUGACAGUCAUCUUCUCAAACACCCUAAACCGCCAAGUGUCGAUCAUGCAAACUACACAUCCGAAUUCCCAGGAAUUGAGAAUAUCACAGAUAACACCUAUUUGAGUGAUUUUCUGAACAAAAUGAAGAGCAAUGAGAGCUUGAAUAAGAAUUCCCGCGCAAACUCAAUUCUCAGUAAUAAUGCAUCAAAUUACUACCCAACCUAUUCGGAUAGUGGCUAUGGUAAGAUAGGAUACUCUUUCAAACCAGAACCUUACAACAACAAUGCGAAUGAACGUUCUUGUUCUGUUCCUUAUAACUCCAACAAAGAACGACCUGAGUCAGCAGCUGGUGCUCAAUCGGAGUAUGGUUACAUAGAUCGUAACAAAAACUAUUAUAACAGCCCUGGCAGUACAUUGAAAAGAAAAGGGGUGAGCUGGCUCGAUCAAGAACGUGCAAGGUCUCUUUCGCCAGAUUCUCAUCAGCUGAACAUGCCAGCCAUGUCCCAAUACGGAAGCAUUGGAAAUCUCAAUUUCCGCGAUAAUGCUGGAAGUCCUGCUUAUUCCAGUCUCGGCAAACAUAAGGACAAUUACAACCGAUUUGAAACUCAACAACAUAGUAGAGCUCAUGCAAGAGCUAGAUCUCCUUUUGAGGAAAGCCGUUUUGGUGGCUUUGGAGAUCGUCCAGGAAGUGGAGUUGAGCUUACCAGCCAUCAAUGGAAUGGAGGAGAAAUUAUCUCUGACCCUACUGCUGUUCCAAAAGGAUUGAAGCCACGAAGAAUGUAUUAUUCCCCUAUUGGUGACGGAACAGUUGCUGCUGACGGAUAUGAACUGAAAAGACGUCCGAUGGAUUUGUCCCCCAAAGUAACUAUUACGCAGCUUCAACAUAUGGAUCGUGGAGAGAAAGGUCACGGUGGAGUUAACGUUUACGAGAAGAGCUGGAGCAACUCAGUUGGAGGAGAUGGUCGCCAGUCUGCCUUUGGCAGUGAAUAUGGACCAGGAAGUGGUAGAAGCUCUCGUGCAGGUGCUCUGAGUCCAGCAGACAAGAAUCCAUAUUAUCCUAACUACGGAAAGCCUGGUGCUGGAAAUAAUGGAGAUAACCAUCAUCCAAAUGAUAAUCAUGGGCUUUCUGGAUUCCCGGAUCUCAGCGAUGUUCUUGGAAAAGGAGGACCCAAGAAUAACAAUUUGGGAAAUAACAAUAACCCAUAUGGGAAUGCGGGAACUGGCAACAAUUUUGGAGAUGAUUUCCCUAAAGGUGGAUUAGGUGGAUUGGAAGACAGAUAUCCAAGAGGUCUUUCUUCAUCCCCUGGUAUUCAUGAUGUUAAUUAUAAAUUGGAUACUAAGACUGGAUAUCUUAUUACUAACCCACGUGAACUCAUUCAUCAAUAUGCCACGACGACUCCGGUAGCUGUCAUGAAUGCUAACGAUAACACUCCAUCAUCGACUACUGUAACAAAACAAAGUUUGUAUCGUAAACAUGAAGAAACGACAGAAGAACACUUUGCGCCAUAUGCUCCUUAUAAGAGCAAUUCUGCUAUUGCUACUCCAAAUAAUUUUGUCAAACAACUACGAAAUGAAACUCUUACUCAAAGACAAAGAGAGGCUAAUCAACAACUGGAUCCUCUUAAUCAUAAGGACCCUCAUUCGCAAGAACGUAUUCAAGAAAUUUCAAGAACUUUAAACCACACCUCAUACGGCGAUAGCUUUGGUAAAUCUAACUUGUACUAA